Lecanosticta acicola is the source of this 457-nucleotide messenger RNA. The record is from the annotation of a GenBank genome assembly. Lineage: Eukaryota; Fungi; Ascomycota; Dothideomycetes; Mycosphaerellales; Mycosphaerellaceae.
AUGGCAUCGACGGCAUCCACCUUGGGCUUUCGCGUUCCCGCCUCUCCGGCUGCCAUCUUCCAACUUCUCCAUGCUGCCAUUGUGACGUCCACUGCAACGGCUUCUCUCUACGACCCGACAAGCUUUCAGGAACAAACGGGCAUCUCCGAGCCGGCGACUGCGAGGGUGAUCUGUCAGUUUGCUCGCAGUUCAGUCCAUUGCCCCUGCUGACAUGACAUUUGCUGUAGCUUUUUUCCUCAUUGCACUCAAGGCCUAUGAGGUUACGGGAGCGCUACAAGACAACAGAGCAACGUACUGGGUUUCUACGAUUGGUCGUGCGGCGGCGGCCAGCUUGAUGGUGUACUGCGGUGGUGCAUGGGCGAAACUAGCGCCUCUUGAUCUUGGAAGUGCGGCUGUGCUUGGCAUCUGUAUGGCGUUCUCACCGCCAGCCGCAGCCGCAAAGGCGAAGAGUGGGUAG